This is a messenger RNA of Arabis nemorensis, 1056 nucleotides long. Lineage: Eukaryota; Viridiplantae; Streptophyta; Magnoliopsida; Brassicales; Brassicaceae. The record is from the annotation of a GenBank genome assembly.
AUGCCAUCUCAGCCGAGGAAGAUCGCACUGAUCACCGGAAUCACCGGCCAAGACGGAUCGUACCUGACCGAGUUUUUGCUCGGGAAAGGCUACGAAGUUCACGGUCUGAUCCGCCGAUCGUCGAAUUUCAACACCCAGAGAAUCAACCAUAUCUACAUCGAUCCACACAAUGUCCACAAAGCUCUGAUGAAGCUCCAUUACGCCGAUCUCUCCGACGCAUCCUCUCUCCGUCGUUGGCUCGAUGUGAUCAAGCCAGACGAAGUCUAUAACCUAGCCGCUCAAUCUCACGUCGCUGUCUCCUUCGAGAUCCCUGAUUACACAGCCGAUGUAGUCGCAACCGGAGCUCUCCGUCUCCUUGAAGCCGUCAGAUCUCACUCAACCGACAGUGGCCGGAGCAUCAAAUACUACCAAGCCGGAUCUUCUGAGAUGUUCGGGUCAACUCCUCCUCCGCAAUCGGAGACGACACCGUUUCAUCCCAGAUCUCCUUACGCUGCUUCCAAAGUCGCUGCUCAUUGGUACACUGUGAAUUACCGUGAAGCUUAUGAUAUAUUCGCAUGUAAUGGGAUUCUGUUCAAUCAUGAGUCACCUCGUAGAGGUGAGAAUUUCGUGACGAGGAAGAUCACAAGAGCAUUGGGAAGGAUCAAGGUGGGUUUGCAGAGGAAGCUAUUCCUUGGGAAUCUACAGGCUUCAAGAGAUUGGGGAUUCGCUGGAGACUAUGUGGAGGCAAUGUGGUUGAUGUUGCAGCAAGAGAAACCAGAUGAUUACGUUGUGGCGACAGAGGAGUCACAUACAGUGGAGGAGUUUCUUGAGGUUUCGUUUGGGUAUUUGGGACUUGAUUGGAAAGAGUAUGUGGAGAUUGAUAAGAGAUAUUUCAGGCCGACUGAAGUAGAUAACCUUAAAGGAGAUGCAAGCAAGGCAAAACAAGUGUUGGGUUGGACACCAAAAGUAGGGUUUGAGAAGCUGGUGAAGAUGAUGGUUGAUGAAGAUCUUGAGCUUGCUAAGAGGGAGAAAGUGCUUGUUGAUGCUGGUUACAUGGAUGCUCAGCAACAACCUUGA